Cladophialophora immunda is the source of this 1942-nucleotide messenger RNA. RefSeq lists its product as uncharacterized. Lineage: Eukaryota; Fungi; Ascomycota; Eurotiomycetes; Chaetothyriales; Herpotrichiellaceae. The record is from RefSeq and is a predicted model, not a curated record. The coding region runs from base 1 to 1743 and encodes 580 amino acids. The transcript has a single exon.
AUGGCUCAGAUCAACAUCACGUUCCUGCCUGUGCUUGAACAAGGCAGUUCGCAACGGGUGCGCGAGCUACACCAGGCGACCGCUAGGUCUCAUGCGGCCAGACUAUCGCACAAGUGGCGAAAGCAGAAGCGAUCCGACGUGGAGAACGCGAACCGCCAACGUCAGCAUGUUGCCGAGGAGUCACAGCCGCCAGGCGCGAGCGAGGCAGCAUGGAACCAGGCCUUGGUCUCGCCGGGUCUGGUUUCGAUCCUGCAAAAGGGCAACUCGGACCCAUUCAACGCCCUCGCGAUCCAUGUCACCCCGCGCGUCAACCAGAUCUUGACCUUCUUUAAGCACGGCUAUCUGCCGAUGAUCUAUCCGGCCUUCAUGGGCUCGGAGGAUGCCAUCCGACGGAUCGAGGCGUUGCAGAAUCAGGAAUACCGAGACGGGGUCCUGGCGCUCCGCCUUGAGUGCAGCGCCCAAGCUCUCCUCUUCAUCAACGUGGCCUUCAUGAUCAAAAUCAGCCCCCAUCGGGGUUUGGAGGACGAGGCGCUCCUGCUCAAGCACCAAAGCAUCAAGGCUCUCCGCCGGGAAUUGGUCAAGGGCAGCGCCGGCCAGACCCAGUCCCUCGUCCUGGACAGCGUGUCGAUGCUGUUCCGCGGGGCUCUGAUUGCCGGAGACCUGGACGAAGCGGCGCUCCACGCCAACACGUUGCGAAAGCUGCUCGAGCAAAAGUACGACCAGGAGGGCGGCGUGGCCGACCUCGGCUUCCUCCUGCGCGUCCUCUACCAGAACAAGCAGCUGUCGGUCUUCCGCUUCUCACUCUCCGCCUUCGACGUCGAGGAAUGGGUCCCCAAAGUGCUCGCGGCCUAUCUCGAGCCGUCCAAGGCCUACCUGGAACCCUACCGGCAAGCCAUGCUCCGCCGACUCGACCCCUGUGUCUCUGCGAAGCCACUCCGCGCCUUGUUCGUCGAGAUGCUCCUCGGGGACCACAUGCUGGGUCUGCCCGCGGAAUCGCAUCCGGGGGAGCAGCUGUUCGGCAUGGUCCAAGUCUGGAUCCACAUCCAGGGCACCAUCCUGCACAGCCGCCUGGUCGACUUCAUCCUGAAGACCUCGGCCUUGCACGGCCUCGACUUCGACCCGGCCACGGAACCGCCGCUGCCGAGCCCGCGCCAGAACCUCUACUGGCAGACCCAGCGGGUGCUCGCGCUCACGUUCCUGAUCAUGUUCGAGUUCAACCGGACGAACCUGGAGUCCGUGCAGACCGUCUUCGUCAACGCGCGGGACUUCCUCGCCCGCCUCAGAUCCGCCCUGUCGCUGACCAUGCACGCUGCAGAGCUCGCUCGUCACCCCACUGACGGCUCCAGUCGCGAGAGUGACUUCACGGGAGGACCACCUCACGGCGAGCACCACAACGCCCUGCUCUACGCUCUUUGCGUCGGCAGCUGGACGGAGAAAAAACACAAUCCCACGUCCUUACCGUACCACGGCAACGGCGAUGGUACCGGAAACAGGGGCAGCGGCAGCAGCGGCAACGGUGACGAUAGUGGCAACCGCAGUGGCAGCGGCGGCGGCGGCACUGACCUUGGCAAUGAGGACGACAAUACCUGGUGGUUCGCGACGAACCUCGCGCGGCAUGCAAGACAGAUUGGUUUGACGGACUGGCAGGAGGUGAAAAGCAUCUUGCACUGUUUCUACGACGUCGAUGCGUACAUGCCCGGUCUUGACAAGUGGGUGAAUCAACUCCUUGCUGGGGGUACCUAGAUGAUCGGUACGAGGAGGAUGGCAGUAAGUGAGUCCAGCCAUUCCACCACGUGUUAGAUGAGGUGAUUGAUUGAUUGAUUGAUUGAUUGAUUGAUCAGCCAGCUAUGUAGCCGUGAUUAUAUGCCGCAGAGUUAUUACCCUCAGGGAUGUGGGUGGACGGACAGAUGGGUUAGGCGAUGCUGGGACUGGGGAAAAAAAA